Molecule: messenger RNA, 801 nt
Organism: Mycena indigotica
Lineage: Eukaryota; Fungi; Basidiomycota; Agaricomycetes; Agaricales; Mycenaceae
Product: DUF4477 domain-containing protein
Exons: 6
Coding region: 1-801 (266 amino acids)
Biological process (GO): nuclear-transcribed mRNA catabolic process, RNase MRP-dependent; maturation of 5.8S rRNA from tricistronic rRNA transcript (SSU-rRNA, 5.8S rRNA, LSU-rRNA)
Cellular component (GO): ribonuclease MRP complex
Molecular function (GO): rRNA primary transcript binding
Source: RefSeq, a predicted model, not a curated record
AUGCAACGCCAUGAACGCGUCCCAGAUAUUGGCCAGAUACUCAAGGCUCAACUACACCCGGAUGUCUUGCCUCUCGUCGAUGCCUCUCUUAGAGACCUCAAAUUGCAGUCACGGGCCCUCCAACCUGUGCUUGAAUCCUUCAACGACGAAUUACUCGUUCUGCAUCAAAUUUUUUACCGCACCAAAAACCAACACCGAAUCUCUCUUUUCUGGCGACGCGUAACUGAAAUACGGCGCUAUGCCGAGCGCGUAGAAAGUCUAGCUCUGUUGGACCUAAUAAACUCUCUGCGAUUCUCAUUCUUCGACCAAUCGCAGCAACAAUCCGCAAAGCUGCUCAAGGGCUCAUGGACACACCUACCCGAAAAGCCCUUCGUAUCUUUCAUUCUCAAGCGGAUCAGCGGGUCGCUCGUUCUUCUGGAGAAGAUGACCGAGCGACUGGGGUACGCCUAUCGAUCCUUCUCACUUGCCAUUCAAACCGGGGCAUUCGCCCAAGUGCUGUUGACGCUUUCCGCAAUUUCGUCUCGGAUGGCCGCACUCGUAUCAGCGCUGGCGGAAAUUCUCAGCCGAUCUGUGGAAACAAUUCAAAGUCUUGUCGAUCCUAAUAUGAAUAAUGGUCGGCGCCAGCAAAUCCAAGAGGAUCCCCAGCCCGAUCUCCAUGUCGACUUGCCACACGAGCCCGCGGUUGGUUCACGGCAAGUCGUGGUUGAACGCAUCACCAAGGUAGUCCACCCUCCCGCAGCCAACAAGCCAAGGAGAAAGAAGUCCAAGCCAAGGGACGAAAUUGAUGCGAUCUUUGGCUGA